GCCGCGGCUGUGUGGCGUGUGUGAUGAAUGUGUCUGAUUUGGAUCCUCAGCGAGCACCACUUUAAAUUUCGCUACACUCGCAAGCGCAACCGUUGAAAAAGCACACUAUUAUUCGAUGUGAAAAAAACACCUUUGUUAGAUCGAUUAAUAACUUGUCCGAUCUGCUUGCGAGUUGUCGAACCAAUGAUGUUAUUUAUAAAAGAUUUCAAAAUAUUUUGGAGCGUUAUAUGAGUCUACGAACGUCGAAAACAAACGAUAAUGAAUAGUGCUGUUGGAUUUUUUCCUACUAUGUUAUAAUUCAAAUUUAUAUCAUCAGUGCAUCAAGCAUUUCAAGAUAUUAUUACAAAAUUGUCCGAAAUAUGAAGCUGUUCGAAAUAUGAUUCAGAGGUACUUUUCGAGAUGGAGGGGCUUACCAUAGUAGUGAAAUGUCUCGAAAAAAAUGCCUGAAGUUUUCCAAUUUUUUUUUCUUUGUUCAUGUUGUGAAGGAAAAUUUUGGCGCACUGUUGAAGUCACACCGUGUUCGAAUGCAGUUGUGCUGUAAAGUUAUAUAGCCACAAAGGGCGAAUAUGUUAUCCCUAUGUUAUCCCAAAAAAGUUGAAUUUACAACCACAUGCGAGCGCCUUGGAUACCAAAUCAACAUUUGUGUUACUAUAGAUCCCAUAUUACUGUUUAAUGCGAAACACUCAACUGCGUUCAAUUUCCCUGGUGUGAAAAACUCAACACGAGAAGAAAAAUGCCUCGAAUUAAACCAACAACGAAGUUAGGAGUAUAUGGUCAAUAUGAUUUGAACCCACAACAGGCAGUCAAUUUGUACAUUGAAUCUAAAUUACAAAAUGAAUAUUACAAGAAAAAACCAAGCUGGGAUGUUGCCCGCCUGGGCUUGGAUCUUAUGGGCAUUCAGAGUAACCGUGAAUAUCAACAGGUAACGAAAGAACAGAGUCGAAUGCGAAAAGAUUGCCAGAAAAAGUCCAGGAUCAACGAAAAACGACUCCAAGAAGCGAAUAAGCUGGUGGAAAUGCUUCUAAAUAAUUUUGUAGAAGUUAAUGACUUCCUGAAAAGCUGCGAAGCGAAAGAGAACGAGUCAUAUGCAAUCAUGGAAAGCGAAAGAAAUAAACAAAUCAAUUUUAAUAAAAAAAUUGAGAAGAUAGAAGAUGAUUUGCAAAUACUCAGACACUUCAUCGGUAAUUUUGAAAGUACGGUUAAACAAUUUCAACCAUUUGAGGAUGUACUUGAGGAAACCAUACAAUCUUCAAGUGUCUAUGGCUCAGUUGAAGAGCUGAUGAAACGAUGCGAUUCGUUGUUAUUGGUCCAGGUUGAAAUUUCGGAAAUAGAACAACAGAAAAUUCAAGACAUAGAGCUUAUUCGAGAAAAUCUGCUCAAAUCUACAAAGAACGCGUUGCAUACUAUAACUGGGUUGAAUAACGAUCUUUCAAAUUUACAGAUUCGCUACGUUCAUGCGUGCGAGGAAUGUUUGAAAUGGGAACAAUCCAUCACGUCAACCAAAAAUUAUAUGGCGUUGAACGAAAUGAAAACUAACUGCAUGCUGGAUGUUAUUUUUCAUCUAUAUGAUACAAUAUGCAAGCGGCGCGGUGAAUCUCCGAAGUUCUCAAUGGAGCAUGUGGAACAACAGCUCGAUUUUAUCAAGGAAGAAGUCGGGCUCAUGCAGGAAGUUAUGAGCGUUGCCAACGCGAAACUUACCCAAGGAGAUAUGAGCUUGUUGGCAACGAAGAGUUCUAAUAAAGAAAAAUAUGCUGCUUACCCAACCCAGAGAAAAUAGAACAUUUUCGGGUCUAACUUAUUCACGAUAUUUUUUCUUACAUAUGAAAUUAAAUGUCUCAAAUCAAA
Toxorhynchites rutilus septentrionalis is the source of this 1845-nucleotide messenger RNA. RefSeq lists its product as uncharacterized. The record is from RefSeq and is a predicted model, not a curated record. The transcript has 8 exons. The coding region runs from base 734 to 1777 and encodes 347 amino acids. NCBI's taxonomy places the organism in Eukaryota, Metazoa, Arthropoda, Insecta, Diptera, Culicidae.